Molecule: messenger RNA, 11174 nt
Organism: Carassius gibelio (silver crucian carp)
Lineage: Eukaryota; Metazoa; Chordata; Actinopteri; Cypriniformes; Cyprinidae
Exons: 26
Coding region: 1012-10056 (3014 amino acids)
Biological process (GO): regulation of apoptotic process
Molecular function (GO): ATP hydrolysis activity
Source: RefSeq, a predicted model, not a curated record
CCCACCUCUAGCUGCAUGCAUUCGCACUUCAGAUACGCACUCCGGAGUCCAUGCACUUAACUUUGGGACACACCUUUAAAGACUUCGUUUGGAACGUCUCUACAAAUGAAGUGUCCUUUAAGGGCGCAAAAUCGUAGUUAUUAAGGAGGAGCGGAUAACAGUUAGCGUCAAGCUGGAUCCAGUCGCGUAUUUGAUUAAUUUACAUGUAGGACGAGACGACUGAUCUGCGGGAGGAAAAGCGUAAUAUAUGGCUCUGGUUUGAAAGCAGCGGCUGGAUCUGUAAUUCUGUACGUGGAUUUCGCUGUGGAUUAUUGUGCUAACGUUCCUGUAAAUUACCGCCGGAAGUUGUAGUUGAAGUCAAUAUAGAAGGUAGCUACAUUUAUGUCCAGUCCAAAUUGUUAACAUUUGAAUCGGAACCUGUGAAAUGCAACUUAUUCUGUCAUUUUUAUAUUAGGUGUAGCAGUCUAAUCAAACGUGUUUCCCCCAAGUUAAUCGUAAAUAGUCGCGGCGUGUGCAUGUAUCGUUCAUUGUGUGUUUUAUUUAUUUAUUUAUGACCGUUAACGUUAGUUAUAUUUAUUUGCACUUUUUCUGAAAUGUAUUUCCCCAUUUUAUGUGUAUAGGGCUUAUGCGUCGAGACGUCAUAACUAAGUAUAUCUCGUGCGAACAUGUGUUCAGGCCGUUCCUUUCAGAAUGUUCCCCUGAUCCUUUCCUCGGGUGAAACGAAUUAAUUUUGCAAUAUUUUUUUAUUUUUUUUAUUUUUUUUGAAACACGAAUUACUCUGUAGCUUUUACACACUUUGACUGCAGUUAAGAACAUCUUGAGAAUAAUUGCGAUUCAGUUUUAGUUUCGUUUUGGUUGCAUUCAGUGUUCCUCGAGAAACCCGGAUGGAAUUGAGUUUCAUCCGGGUUACUAUUAUUCGGCUUCAAAGUCUGAGUGUGAGUACGAAAUCUGAAGAAAAAAAUCCGUCAGCCUGGAUUUACUAGAGGUGUGAUUGUUUGAGAAGCCUGCAGUAUGGCAUCCGCACAUCAAUCUGCUAUAGAGUACCUCAGAAACGCCAGGAAAGACCUGGUGACUCAUAUGAAAAACCUUCCUCUGAUCAUCGAGAAUCUUUAUCAGAAGAAGAUUCUGGAUGUCACUAAGAAGAGGACACUGGAUCCUGGUUUACACUUCUGGAUCAGCUGUUCUCCCUUCAGAGAUGAAGACGCAGAGCCCAGCUGUUUAUUUGGUACAAAGCCCUGUCAGAUCUACCAGACACAGCUCAGGGUGAAAGCAAAAAGUAUCCUGAAGGACCAAAGCAAAUAUCUGGGUGACAAGGUGCAAGGAAGCUUCAGUUUUACACCUCUUGUUAUAAAGACUGACUCUGUCAUGCACAUACAAUACAAAAUAAAAUUGAAAAACAAAAAAUUAAAAAAACUACGGCCCAAGAAGCUGAGAGUUUACAAUCCUAACGAGGGACAAGCGUUAUCACCUGAGGACCUCCUGAGAUGGCCGGACAAGAACAUCCUCAUCAUCGGCAAACCUGGAGUAGGAAAGACUUCAGUUGUCCAGGAAAUGCUGCGUCUUUGGGCAGAGAAGGGUGGCAGACAGAUAGACUACAUGUUUUACUUUGAUCAGAGUGUUUUGGCCCACAGUAGUGUUGCUAGUUUGGAAUCUCUCUUGUUUGAGGUCUACUCAAAACCAAUGGAAGAAGACAAAAAAUACAUAUUUCAAGAUAUUGAGGAAAACUCUGACAAUGUUGUCGUUGUGUUUGAUGGUGUGACUAUUUUUGAAGAAAAAUCCAUCUUAUGGAACAUAAUGACGCACGAGCUCCUGCCAGAUGCCAAGAUUGUGAUCACAUGCAGAUCAGAGCAGGAAGAUGAUCCACUGUUCUCUGACUGGCCGACACGGACCGUGUAUGUACAAGGAUUCAGUGAAGAGUACAUCAGCACUUACUAUCAGAAGAUGUUGGGUCGUGAUCCUGUUCUUCUAGAAGCUGUUUUGAAGAAUCAAGAGCUGUUCAGUCUUAGUCACGUGCCAAUGUAUGCAUCUCUGAUUGUAGACUUCAUUAAGUUUAAAAAUGUCACUGAAUGCAACCAUCAUCACACAGUCACUGAAAUCUACAUCCAGAUUUUCCUUCUUGCUGUGAAGAGACAUGGAAAUAAACAGAAUAAGCAAAUCGAUAAGUACCUAAAAGAGAAAAAGGAUCAGAUUCAUAGAUUGAUGGAAAACGCUUUCGAUGGCACUAUGCAGAAGUGCCUGAACCUUCCAGAUUUUAGCAGUGAUGAGGCGGACAUUUGUCAUGCUUUUCUGAAAAUGAUCACAACAACAGACUCGCCAACAUCUGCAACUACACACUGUGCGUUUCUCCACAACACCAUGCAGGAUUUCUUCUCUGCUUUGUGGCUUCUUGGACAUCCAGAUGAAAUUGAGAAAGUCCUACAGCUCUGUCAGACUGAGGAGCAUAAACACAUGAGACAUGUUCUUCCUUUCUUAUGUGGACUUCUGAGUGAACACAACACCAGACUCCUCAAGUGUCUCUUCCCAGAGGAUCAGAUACAGAAAACAUCUGACUGGUUGAUUGAGAAGCUUUUGGACGCGCUUCUUCAACCUCAGAGUGAAGAGUUUGAUCUUCUCUAUGUGUGUCAGUGCUUGUAUGAGCUCCAGUCUCCUAAAGCCUGCUUAAUGUUCCUGGAGAAGAUGAACCAUCAGAUUGAACCAGAAGUGGAUCUUGAUCCUCAUCAGAGUUGUGCUCUCUCUUAUGUGAUCGGUCAGUCCAGAGAUAAAGAGGUUUAUCUGAAUCUGGACGACUGUGACGUGACUGAUGUAGGGAUGAUCAUGAUGCUCAGCUGCUCACCAAACAUCAGGUUAAAGACUUGUAAAGAACUGCUGAAGCAAAUCACGUUCUAUGUAGAAUUUUUCCAUAAAACAUCUCAUUGCAAAUGCAAACUUCUUGAGGUGAGAGUACAAUACAACCAAGAAAAAUGCAGUGCUCUGCUGGAUCUGUUCUCUCAUGUGAAGAACUAUGAGACACAAACAGGCAGGAGUUUUCUUCCAGCAUUACAGUCAUUUUUCCAGUUACCUGAUGAUGUCAGGUUCAUAGAUCUCUCAAAGAGAAAGAGCUCCGUCCUCCUGGAAGUGCUGAAGCUCCAGACAGAGAAGAAACCAGUCGAGCUGAUAUGUUCAGAGGAAGAGAGUGACGUAAAGAGUUUCCUUCAGUGUCUGCAGCACAUCUCACAGCUGAGUUUCUCUAAUCUGAGUGAAAGCAGAUUUUUUCUGAGUCUCUUCAUGAAAGCAGCAGAGAUUGAGACACAGACAGGAGAACAGAUGCUGGAACAGUUAGCAUCAGUCUGUUCUCCUGGUUAUGGAUGGACUGACAUAUUUUAUGAUUAUGAUUUCCUGCUGGAUCUGUGCGCUCUUGUGAAGAACUACGAGACCCAAACAGGCAGGAGUUUUCUUCCAGCAUUACAGUCAGUUUUCCAGUUACCUGAUGAAUGGAUCAUAGAUCUCUCAGAGAGAAAGAUCUCCGUCCUCCUGGAAGUGCUGAAGCUCCAGACAGAGAAGAAACCAGUCGAGCUGAGAAGAUGUUCAGAGGAAGAGAGAGACGUGAUGAGUUUCCUUCAGUGUCUGAAACACAUCUCACAGCUGAGGUUCUGGUUCAGGUUCAGUUAUAAUAAAGAAGCAAGGAUGUCUGGAGUCAGAUUCCUGCUGAAUCUCUGUGUUGCUGCAGUAGAAACUGACAGAUAUACAGGAACAAGAUUCUCCUCUCUGCUGUCAUCUGUGUGCAGCUACAAAACCUUCCCUUUUGAUGAAGAGAGAGAUGAUUAUGAUGCUGAGGUUCAGAGUGAUUUCCUGCUGGAUCUGUGCUCUCUUGUGAAGAACUAUGAGACUCAAACAGGCAGGAGUUUUCUUUCAGCAUUACAGUCAGUUUUCCAGUUACCUGAUGUCUGGAUCAUAGAUCUCUCAGAGAGAAAGAUCUCCGUCCUCCUGGAAGUGCUGAAGCUCCAGACAGAGAAGAAACCAGUCGAGCUGAGAAGAUGUUCAGAGGAAGAGAGAGACGUGAUGAGUUUCCUUCAGUGUCUGCAGCACAUCUCACAGCUGAGGUUCUGGUUCAGUGAUGAAGAAGAAAGGAUGUCUGGAGUCAGAUUCCUGCUGAAUCUCUGUGUUGCUGCAGUAGAAACUGACAGAGAUACAGGAACAAGAUUCUCCUCUCUGCUGUCAUCUGUGUGCAGCUACAAAACCUUCCCUUUUGAUAAAGAGAGAGAUGGUCAGAGUGAUUUCCUGCUGGAUCUGUUCUCUCAUGUGAAGAACUAUGAGACUCAAACAGGCAGGAGUUUUCUUCCAGCAUUACAGUCAGUUUUCCAGUCACCUGAUGUCUGGAUCAUAGAUCUCUCAGAGAGAAAGAGCUCCGUCCUCCUGGAAGUGCUGAAGCUCCAGACAGAGAAGAAACCAGUCGAGCUGAGAAGAUGUUCAGAGGAAGAGAGUGAAGUGAUGAGUUUCCUUCAGUGUCUGCAGCACAUCUCACAGCUGAGGUUCUGGGACAUUGAUGAUAAAGAAGAAAGGAUGUCUGGAGUCAGAUUCCUGCUGAAUCUCUGUGUUGCUGCAGUAGAAACUGACAGAUAUACAGGAACAAGAUUCUCCUCUCUGCUGUCAUCUGUGUGCAGCUACAAAACCUUCCCUUUUGAUGAAGAGAGCGAUGAUCAGAGUGAUUUCCUGCUGGAUCUGUUCUCUCUUGUGAAGAACUAUGAGACUCAAACAGGCAGGAGUUUUCUUCCAGCAUUACAGUCAUUUUUCCAGUUACCUGAUGAUGUCUGGAUCAUAGAUCUCUCAAAGAGAAAGAGCUCCGUCCUCCUGGAAGUGCUGAAGCUCCAGACAGAGAAGAAACCAGUCGAGCUGAUAUGUUCAGAGGAAGAGAGUGACGUGAAGAGUUUCCUUCAGUGUCUGCAGCACAUCUCACAGCUGAGUUUCUCUAAUCUGAGUGGAAGCAGAUUUUUUCUGAGUCUCUUCAUGAAAGCAGCAGAGAUUGAGACACAGACAGGAGAACAGAUGCUGGAACAGUUAGCAUCAGUCUGUUCUUCUGGUUAUGGAUGGACUUACAUAUUUGAUGAUUAUGAUUUCCUGCUGGAUCUGUUCUCUCAUGUGAAGAACUAUGAGACUCAAACAGGCAGGAGUUUUCUUCCAGCAUUACAGUCAGUUUUCCAGUCACCUGAUGUCUGGAUCAUAGAUCUCUCAGAGAGAAAGAUCUCCGUCCUCCUGGAAGUGCUGAAGCUCCAGACAGAGAAGAAACCAGUCGAGCUGAGAAGAUGUUCAGAGGAAGAGAGAGACGUGAUGAGUUUCCUUCAGUGUCUGCAGCACAUCUCACAGCUGAGGUUCUGGUUCAGUGAUAAUAAAGAAGCAAGGAUGUCUGGAGUCAGAUUCCUGCUGAAGCUCUGUGUUGCUGCAGUAGAAACUGACAGAUAUACAGGAACAAGAUUCUCCUCUCUGCUGUCAUCUGUGUGCAGCUACAAAACCUUCCCUUUUGAUGAAGAGAGCGAUGAUCAGAGUGAUUUCCUGCUGGAUCUGUGCUCUCUUGUGAAGAACUAUGAGACUCAAACAGGCAGGAGUUUUCUUCCAGCAUUACAGUCAGUUUUCCAGUCACCUGAUGUCUGGAUCAUAGAUCUCUCAGAGAGAAAGAUCUCCGUCCUCCUGGAAGUACUGAAGCUCCAGACAGAGAAGAAACCAGUCGAGCUGAGAUGUUCAGAGGAAGAGAGAGACGUGAAGAGUUUCCUUCAGUGUCUGCAGCACAUCUCACAGCUGAGGUUCUUGGACAUUGAUGAUGAAGAAGCAAGGAUGUCUGGAGUCAGAUUCCUGCUGAAUCUCUGUGUUGCUGCAGUAGAAACUGACAGAGAAACAGGAACAAGAUUCUCCUCUCUGCUGUCAUCUGUGUGCAGCUACAAAACCUUCCCUUUUGAUAAAGAGAGCGAUGAUCAGAGUGAUUUCCUGCUGGAUCUGUUCUCUCAUGUGAAGAACUAUGAGACUCAAACAGGCAGGAGUUUUCUUCCAGCAUUACAGUCAGUUUUCCAGUCACCUGAUGUCUGGAUCAUAGAUCUCUCAGAGAGAAGGAUCUCCGUCCUCCUGGAAGUGCUGAAGCUCCAGACAGAGAAGAAACCAGUGAAGCUGAGAAGAUGUUCAGAGGAAGAGAGUGAAGUGAUGAGUUUCCUUCAGUGUCUGCAGCACAUCUCACAGCUGAGGUUCUGGUUCAGUAAUAAAGAAGAAAGGAUGUCUGGAGUCAUAUUCCUGCUGAAGCUCUGUGUUGCUGCAGUAGAAACUGACAGAGAUACAGGAACAAGAUUCUCCUCUCUGCUGUCAUCUGUGUGCAGCUACAAAACCUUCCCUUUUGAUGAAGAGAUUUAUCAUCAUGUUCAUCAUUAUCAGAGUGAUUUCCUGCUGGAUCUGUUCUCUCAUGUGAAGAACUAUGAGACUCAAACAGGCAGGAGUUUUCUUCCAGCAUUACAGUCAGUUUUCCAGUCACCUGAUGUCUGGAUCAUAGAUCUCUCAGAGAGAAAGAUCUCCGUCCUACUGGAAGUGCUGAAGCUCCAGACAGAGAAGAAACCAGUCGAGCUGAGAAGAUGUUCAGAGGAAGAGAGAGACGUGAUGAGUUUCCUUCAGUGUCUGCAGCACAUCUCACAGCUGAGGUUCUGGUUCAGUAAUAAAGAAGCAAGGAUGUCUGGAGUCAUAUUCCUGCUGAAGCUCUGUGUUGCUGCAGUAGAAACUGACAGAGAUACAGGAACAAGAUUCUCCUCUCUGCUGUCAUCUGUGUGCAGCUACAAAACCUUCCCUUUUGAUGAAGAGAUUUAUCAUCAUGUUCAUCAUUAUCAGAGUGAUUUCCUGCUGGAUCUGUUCUCUCGUGUGAAGAACUAUGAGACUCAAACAGGCAGGAGUUUUCUUCCAGCAUUACAGUCAGUUUUCCAGUUACCUGAUGAUGUCUGGAUCAUAGAUCUCUCAGAGAGAAAGAGCUCUAUCCUACUGGAAGUGCUGAAACUCCAGACAGAGAAGAAACCAGUCGAGCUGAGAAGAUGUUCAGAGGAAGAGAGAGACCUGAUGAGUUUCCUUCAGUGUCUGCAGCACAUCUCACAGCUGAGGUUCUGGUUCAGUAAUAAAGAAGAAAGGAUGUCUGGAGUCAGAUUCCUGCUGAAUCUCUGUGUUGCUGCAGUAGAAACUGACAGAGAAACAGGAACAAGAUUCUCCUCUCUGCUGUCAUCUGUGUGCAGCUACAAAACCUUCCCUUUUGAUGAAGAGAGCGAUGAUCAGAGUGAUUUCCUGCUGGAUCUGUUCUCUCAUGUGAAGAACUAUGAGACUCAAACAGGCAGGAGUUUUCUUCCAGCAUUACAGUCAGUUUUCCAGUCACCUGAUGUCUGGAUCAUAGAUCUCUCAGAGAGAAAGAUCUCCGUCCUACUGGAAGUGCUGAAGCUCCAGACAGAGAAGAAACCAGUCGAGCUAAGAAGAUGUUCAGAGGAAGAGAGAGACGUGAUGAGUUUCCUUCAGUGUCUGCAGCACAUCUCACAGCUGAGGUUCUGGUUCAGUAAUAAAGAAGCAAGGAUGUCUGGAGUCAUAUUCCUGCUGAAGCUCUGUGUUGCUGCAGUAGAAACUGACAGAGAUACAGGAACAAGAUUCUCCUCUCUGCUGUCAUCUGUGUGCAGCUACAAAACCUUCCCUUUUGAUGAAGAGAUUUAUCAUCAUGUUCAUCAUUAUCAGUGUGAUUUCCUGCUGGAUCUGUGCUCUCGUGUGAAGAACUAUGAGACUCAAACAGGCAGGAGUUUUCUUCCAGCAUUACAGUCAGUUUUCCAGUCACCUGAUGUCUGGAUCAUAGAUCUCUCAGAGAGAAAGAUCUCCGUCCUACUGGAAGUGCUGAAGCUCCAGACAGAGAAGAAACCAGUCGAGCUAAGAAGAUGUUCAGAGGAAGAGAGAGACGUGAUGAGUUUCCUUCAGUGUCUGCAGCACAUCUCACAGCUGAGGUUCUGGUUCAGUAAUAAAGAAGCAAGGAUGUCUGGAGUCAUAUUCCUGCUGAAGCUCUGUGUUGCUGCAGUAGAAACUGACAGAGAAACAGGAACAAGAUUCUCCUCUCUGCUGUCAUCUGUGUGCAGCUACAAAACCUUCCCUUUUGAUGAAGAGAGCGAUGAUCAGAGUGAUUUCCUGCUGGAUCUGUUCUCUCAUGUGAAGAACUAUGAGACUCAAACAGGCAGGAGUUUUCUUCCAGCAUUACAGUCAGUUUUCCAGUCACCUGAUGUCUGGAUCAUAGAUCUCUCAGAGAGAAAGAUCUCCGUCCUACUGGAAGUGCUGAAGCUCCAGACAGAGAAGAAACCAGUCGAGCUAAGAAGAUGUUCAGAGGAAGAGAGAGACGUGAUGAGUUUCCUUCAGUGUCUGCAGCACAUCUCACAGCUGAGGUUCUGGUUCAGUGAUGAAGAAGAAAGGAUGUCUGGAGUCAUAUUCCUGCUGAAGCUCUGUGUUGCUGCAGUAGAAACUGACAGAGAUACAGGAACAAGAUUCUCCUCUCUGCUGUCAUCUGUGUGCAGCUACAAAACCUUCCCUUUUGAUGAAGAGAUUUAUCAUCAUGUUCAUCAUUAUCAGAGUGAUUUCCUGCUGGAUCUGUGCUCUCGUGUGAAGAACUAUGAGACUCAAACAGGCAGGAGUUUUCUUCCAGCAUUACAGUCAGUUUUCCAGUUACCUGAUGAUGUCUGGAUCAUAGAUCUCUCAGAGAGAAAGAGCUCUAUCCUACUGGAAGUGCUGAAACUCCAGACAGAGAAGAAACCAGUCGAGCUGAGAAGAUGUUCAGAGGAAGAGAGAGACCUGAUGAGUUUCCUUCAGUGUCUGCAGCACAUCUCACAGCUGAGACUGUCCAAAGAGACUGCCCAGAAGCUUGUUGAAUGUGUCUAUGAAGCUCAAGAAGAAGAGCUGACUCGAUGCUUCCUGCAGAAAGUGGACGGGGAUCUGACUUCCUGUUCCUUGAGCUGGGAAGAGCUUCAUUAUUUCCUGCAGCACAGCAUUCAACAAAUCACUCUGAACCUCAGAAAGAGCAACAUUCAAUGCAGAAUCAGUGAAAUUCUGCCAUUCCUGAACAGGAUUCAGUUUAAAAGGAUGAGCUCUGCCUUCAUGCUGUGUGUGAUCAGAGAGGUCUAUGAGUCUGGCUCUGCUGGGUUUGUGUCCAGUCUGUUGAGUUCAGUGGAGAACUACAUUAACCUGCAGAGCAGAGAUCUGGACUCUGUUCACUGUGCGUCUCUGCGCUUCACACUGCAGCACUGCACUGCAGCUUCACUCAGUCUACAGUGGACCUCCGUACCAGAGGAAGAGCUGCAGAGCAUUCUGCCUCUCUUCACACACCUCUCCCACCUCAGUGUUGACAGGCUGCUGUUGCUGAAGAUGCUUCACUGCUGCAGUGUGUCUGAUGUCCAGCAGGAAACAGCAGCUGUUCUGCUCUCUGUCCUUCAGCACAAGCUGGACUUUUCCUGCCGCUCUGCUCUGGAUCUGACAACAAACACAGACUUAGAGCCUUUACAUCUGACCGCUGACGACUGCCAUGUGAUGUCCAGAGUCAUUCAGAGAGCUCAUUCAGACACAAAGACACGGCUGAUUCUGCAGGACUGUGAGAUACAUACAGCUGGAAUGGAUCAGCUGUUCCCAGUGUUACACUCUGUUCAGCUCUGCUGUGAUAAACCUCUGCUGCUUCAGUUUCUGGCUCAUGUGAGGCCUGAGGAAGCCCCGUCUCUCUCUCAAGCUCUGGGUGAAGAUCUGGAUCUCAGUCAGACUCAGCUGGAUCCACAGGUCUGUAGAGGUCUGGAGCUGAUUCUGGAAUAUUCUGAAGGACUGACAGAACUGGAUCUGAGUCAGUGCCGUCUCACCGAUCACAGUCUGGAUCUGCUGCUCCCAAACCUCCACAAAGCUCAAAUCAUUGAUUUCAGUGGCAAUAGCAUCACUGACGCUGGGGCUGAGAGAAUCUACAGGAUCGUCACUCACAACAGUAACAUAAAGACAGUAAGGCUCUUCAGCAACAGAAUUGAAUCCAGAGAGCUCUUCUGCUCAGACUCCCGAUUUGAGAUCUGGUGAUGCCAGUCAACUCUCUCUGGAAUCAGCAAACAGAGGGCAGCAACAAGGUCCAAGAAAAUCCACAGCGAAGGUGACAAGGAGGCAAUAGACGUGAAAACAACCAAAAUAAAGAGCAAGAGCAUUUAUACCGUUGAUUAGCUGAUCUCCUCCCCUUCAUCCUAAAGAAGAGAAACCUCAUCUGCAAGCAGCCAGUGUUCGACUGUCUGAGCUCUAGUGUUUACUGCAAACACUAUUCAAGAGAGACUUUGUACUCAGUUUAUUUGGCUAGUUGGGCAGGAGGGUAGGGUUACCAGCUGCUAAUAAGCUCAAGGGGGGACAAGGGGUAUGUUUCUUGAGGGAAAAUAUGGGACAGUGCCUGGUGUGGCGGUGCCCCCACUCCAUUGGCAGACUCACUGAUAGUGGUUCACCCAUUUCUAGCACAUACCACCUUACAUGGUGUAUUAAUAAUGCACCUUUCCCCUAAACAUGUGUAAUUGCUGAUGUAUUCUCAUGAAUAGGCCAAUCAAUGUGUAUUUAUUUUGCUAAAUAAAGAUUCAUAAUAUUCUGAACAUUCAACGAAUUGACAGAUGCACUUCCACUUUUUUCAUUACAAUUUUAAUUACAAUUUACAGAACCAGAUUAAAAAGAAAAAGUCUUAAAUCACAACUCCAGAGGUUCAGGGAACGAGAAGGGGGAGAAUGGAUGGUGAACUUGCAUGUUAGUAAAGGCAGGUGCAGGAAAAAAAAACUGUUCAGUUUUCUGGGGACACCUUUAGGACUCAAACCUUUUCACCAGCAUCUGAAUCAAAUAAAGAAGAAAGAUAAGAGACUUCUUGGUUUUCCAGACGGCCAAAACUAUGUAUUUUGCAUGCAUUGCAUUAUAGUGUGGAGUGCAUGAAAAUAAUAACAAGGCAGCAGAGCGAACUUCAUCCAUAGUGGUACUCACAUGGUUCUUCUACGUAAUCGCCAUAUAGUGAGUAUUAUAAGUUAAGUACUCGGUCUUUAAGAGAAGGACUACGUGAGAAUCCAUAUUAGAUAAGUUCGCUCUGCCGCCUUUAUUAUUUUGUCUUAUUUGUAACGCCUAGAUGUAUGAGAAGAGCGCGUUGCCGUGUACCAGCCAAUAAAUAUGUGGGACACCAA